Mytilus trossulus (common blue mussel) is the source of this 1920-nucleotide messenger RNA. Its product is annotated as toll-like receptor 7. Gene Ontology annotation, cellular component: plasma membrane. NCBI's taxonomy places the organism in Eukaryota, Metazoa, Mollusca, Bivalvia, Mytilida, Mytilidae. The record is from RefSeq and is a predicted model, not a curated record. Bases 187 to 1731 code for a protein of 514 amino acids. Gene Ontology annotation, biological process: canonical NF-kappaB signal transduction; toll-like receptor signaling pathway; positive regulation of interleukin-6 production. The transcript is spliced from 2 exons. Gene Ontology annotation, molecular function: pattern recognition receptor activity.
UUAAAUAUACAUACAUUAAGAAUUUAGAGUGGAUAAUUUAAAUACUCAUUGAAACUUGGUGGAAUUUAAACAAUUCAUUUAUCUACUAGUAUGUACAUAUACUCAUAUAAAGAAGUAACUUCCUUGUUUUUUAUAUCAACUUCCUUAGAAUCUGUAGUACCAUAAUAGUGUAAUCAGAAAGUCAGCAUGGAUAGAAGACAUGGGUUGUUUCUGUCCAAAGCUUUGUUUUUUCAAUCUAUCUUUCAUAUACUUGGCGGAUUAAAGUGUGAUAAAGACAUCGAUGCUUGUAAAUGUGCGGAGAAUACUUAUAACCUCUCAAAUAGAAGUGGUAUAUCUGGACUUCGUUUACGCAAAUUAAGGUUCAAGAAUGACACAACUUGUAUUAAUUUUAACAACAAUAAUAUACCGAAGUUAUCAUGCGAAGAUUUUUCUCCUAUACCCAGCAGCGUAAAAAGUUUAUAUUUGAGAAACUGCAAGAUAAAGUCAAUUGACUGCACAAAUAUUUUCGAGAAUUUAACAAAACUUAUGGUUUUCGAUAUCGGAUCCAAUGAACUGCAAACUAAUGCAUUUAUAAAUAUAUUCAUGAGUGUUAAACGGGCGUCAAAAAUAGUUCCACUUAGUUUAAACAUUUCUGGUAACGAAUUAAGUGAAAAUUACUCAUAUUCUUUCCUUCGUGAUUUACAAGAAUUUCGAGCAGAUGGCUGUAAAAUUAACAACCUACAUAACAUUUUGGAAACGAACGAAACUAAUAAACGUCUUAGGCUGUUGUCACUGCAACAUAACCAGAUAAAUGAAACUUCGUUAGAAGCAUUUUAUAAUCAUGGCGAACAUUAUGAAAUGCUAGAUAGUUUAUUACUUUCUUAUAAUCCUGUUAAAAGUUUAACUCGAACUGUUUUCUCCAAAUUGAAAAAGCUGAGAAAUCUUUGGAUUACAAACUUUUUCGCUUUUAAUGCAACAUUUCCAGGGUUGAAUUGUCCAAGGCUUAACAUACUCGAUAUAAGCCAUUCGUUCUCUUUUAGUCCAGUGGAAGAAGUAAAAUCUGUUUUUAACAUCUCCAGGAACAUAUCAAACUUAGUUUUAAGUGGAACUGACCUUGUAAACUGGACGGAAAAUGAUCUCCUGCAAUUGUUAAAUCCUUUGACAGACCUAACUGAAUUAAAUUUAAAUAAAACAUCAUUAACAGAAAUUCCUUGUGAUCUCCUAAGAACACAAACAUCCUUGAAAUUUAUUGGUUUGUCGGAAAACUUUAUUGUAGGUUGGUUUAGUAAUUGCUUUGAAAAUAUGCCUAAGAGCUUAGAAAAGAUUUAUUUACGUCAAAAUCGUAUUACUAUAAUAAAUGAAACAUCAUUUCCGCCAGAGUUUGUGGAAAAGCUAAAGCAUCUUUACUUGAAUGGAAACCUAUUCAAAUGUGAUUGUUCCACCCAUUGGUUUCGUUCCUGGAUGAGGGAUCAUUAUGGAAUACUUGAUGCGCUUUCUGAGGACAAAUCAACACCUUUUUACGAAUGUCAUUCUCCCAAAAACAAUGGGUCAUUGCUUGUUGAUUUUGAUCCAACGUAUGAAGAGUGCCACGGAUUGUCUAUAUCCGAGUUGCUAUCUUUAUCUAUAUCGGGAUUUUGUUUUGUAUUGAUAUUAACGCUAAACGCUUUAACGAGACUCAACAACAAGAAGAGGGGCGAAAGAUACCAGAGUUACGAAGACAUUGACGGUUGGGCCAUGGUGAAACUUUCAUAAUUUGUUGCUAUUGGAUGUUUUUUUAUUCAUUGACCAUUGUAAUGCCAAUUAUAAAACUAGUCAGCGAGUCAUAAAACAAACACUUACAAACGGAUUCUCUCUUGCUAAAAUCUGCUUUGUUCCAUAUUUUGUCAUUUUGAAAAAGACGACUAUUAAAUUGGAGUAAUUGAUAAACAUGUAACAUGUCUG